Messenger RNA from Salvelinus fontinalis (brook trout), 2460 nucleotides. RefSeq names its product beta-galactosidase-1-like protein 2. Gene Ontology annotation, biological process: carbohydrate metabolic process. Gene Ontology annotation, molecular function: beta-galactosidase activity. The transcript has 18 exons. Gene Ontology annotation, cellular component: vacuole. Bases 382 to 2220 code for a protein of 612 amino acids. The record is from RefSeq and is a predicted model, not a curated record. NCBI's taxonomy places the organism in Eukaryota, Metazoa, Chordata, Actinopteri, Salmoniformes, Salmonidae.
CUUAUUAUUCAUUCUAUGGCAUGUUUUAUGAGCAUGAAUUGAUAGACUGAAAGAAAUGUUUUGUUUUCACUUCAAUGAUUAGUCCUACUCUGUAUUGGACUCUCGCACAGUGCCCUUUUCUAUCCAGUAUGUAAAAAGGAUGAAUACAACUGUUUGUGGUGUCAUGCAUAUCAUUUCUUGAUAGUGGAUAACACAAAAAUACUUUAUUUUAUCCAUAUUAUCUAUUUAUAAGAUUGGAGAACUAUGUCCCAUCUGGAAUUUCAGCAAACUUGGGGUCUAAAAAUAAAAAAAUCUCCAAGCACAAGGCUAUGAAUUGGAGUAGCCUAGAAAGGAGUGCUACUUGUGUGACCUGUAUUGUUCAAUGUUUAUUGACCCAAAUCAAUGUGGCACGGACAAUUCUUGCCUAGUACUGCGCCCGGAGGCAGGAGAAUGAGCAGGAGAGUAGGUUUGAGUGCCAACUCGUCCCAGUUCACCUUGGAGGGAGAAACAUUCCGUAUUCUGGGGGGAUCCGUCCACUACUUCCGGGUCCCUAGAGCCUACUGGAGGGACCGCCUGAUGAAAAUGAAGGCUUGUGGCAUCAACACCCUCACUACAUAUGUACCAUGGAGCUUACAUCAGCCAGAGAGAGGGGUUUUCCACUUUCAAACAGAGUUGGAUUUAGAAGCCUACAUUAACUUGGCUGCUGAGGUAGGACUCUGGGUGAUCCUGCGUCCAGGGCCGUACAUUUGCUCUGAGCUCGACCUAGGAGGGCUGCCGAGUUGGCUUCUUCGUGACGGGAGUAUGAGGUUGAGGACUACACACCCAGGAUUUGCUGAGGCAGUCAAUACGUUCUUUGACAAGCUCAUUCCAAAAGUGGUUCCUCUACAGUUCAAGAAAGGAGGGCCCAUCAUUGCUGUACAGUUGGAAAAUGAAUAUGGAUCAUUUGCAAUGGAUAACACUUACAUGCCUUUCAUCAAGGAGGCUCUACAGUCCAGAGGAAUCAAUGAGCUCUUACUGACGUCAGAUAACCAUGAGGGAUUAAAGGAAGGGGGUGUGACGGGAGUAAUCAGAACAGUGAAUCUACAGAAACUAAAUCAGGGGGACAUCAAGUAUUUGAAUGCUAUUCAGCCCAAUAGCCCCAUGAUGGUGAUGGAGUACUGGACAGGCUGGUUUGAUGCAUGGGGAGACCUCCACCAUGUCCUCGCUCAAGAGGAUAUGGUUUCUGCUGUACGGGAGAUUCUGAGACGCGGCAUGUCCAUCAACCUGUACAUGUUCCACGGAGGGACUAACUUUGGCUUCAUGAGUGGAGCACUGACAAACCCAAUCUACAAGGCACUAAUCACAAGCUAUGAUUAUGAUGCACCUCUGUCCGAAUCGGGAGAAUACACGCCAAAGUAUCACCUUCUCAGGGAUCUAUUCAGUCAGUACCACAGUGAGAAGCUCCCUGAUAUGCCAGCCCUGCGUUGGAAGGAGACGUAUGAGCCAGCCAUCAUGUACCAGCACCUCUCUCUGUGGGACGCCUUGACCUUCGCUGAGGAGCCAUUUAAAUCACCAACCCCAGUCAACAUGGAGAAUCUCCCAGUGAACAGUGGGAAUGGCCAGUCCUAUGGCUAUACCCUCUAUGAGACCAUUAUAACCAGUGGAGGCUCCCUCAAGUCCGGAGACAAUGUACGGGACAGAGCCCUGGUGUUUGUGGACAGACACUACAUUGGCAUUUUCAAGCAUCAGAAUCUGGAGCUAGCGGUGCCUGAUGGAAAGGAGAAACGGACAUUGAGCUUACUGGUUGAGAACUGUGGACGAGUUCACUAUGGGAAAGCUCUAGAUAAACAGCGCAAAGGUCUCGUAGGUGACAUUCUAUUGAACAACACUCCUUUGAGGGACUUCACAAUAUACAGUCUGGAUAUGAAAACCAGCUUUAUUGAUAGCCUUAACCAGGCACCUUGGAUGUCCCUUCCACACGUUCCCACUUUCCCUGGAUUCUUCCUGGGAAGAAUGUUUACCUACGGUUAUCCAAGUGACACCUUCGUCAAGCUACCAGGCUGGGGAAAAGGGGUAGUCUUCAUCAAUGGUUUGAACCUGGGGCGCCACUGGUAUAUCGGGCCCCAGCAAACACUCUACCUCCCAGGACCUUUUCUCAACAGUGGAGUAAACCAGAUCAUUGUGUUUGAAGAGCAGGAAGCUGAUUAUAAAAUCACGUUUGAAGAGACUCCUGAUCUGGGCAUGGCUGCGGACAUUCAGUAACUGCAUGUACAUUGUCUGGGGAUAACUCACCUUAUCGAUCUUGAGCAGAAUAUUGUUCAUCAUUUUAUUGACGUAAAUGUCAUCCAAUCUGUAUUUUUAUUGAAUCUAGUAACGAGAACAAAAUAUCACAGCCUAAAAACAAAGCUAUUUUCAACUGGAAUCAUUGUGUUGGCUAAACAAGUCAUCAACGUCUGUAUGUGUCAUGAUGACAAGUAUUUUGGUUAUAAAAAAUGGCAUGUC